Symbiodinium natans is the source of this 345-nucleotide messenger RNA. The record is from the annotation of a GenBank genome assembly. NCBI's taxonomy places the organism in Eukaryota, Dinophyceae, Suessiales, Symbiodiniaceae.
AUGAUGGGGUUGUGUUGUUCCCAGCUCAUUCCCAUCUACAGAAGAAGGUGCAGCGAAACCACCACGAGCAGCUCGUUGCACUGGGCGAGGCAGCCUAUCUUGCAGCAAGGUCAAAGAAGCAUCAACUUCUUGCUCCACGAGAAUGCAAGGGACGACGAGGAAUAUGCGGAGCUUACCCAAAUUUUCAGUGAACUCGCUGCCGGCUUGGGCACCACAAGCCGAGUUCAAGCGCUCGGCCUGGUUGAUGAUGACUAUGUUGUGCCAGCGUUCCUCUUGGACGAGAUGCUUGGUAGCCCUGUGGCACCCUUUACCCUUUUUUGUGCUCUGGGUUCCCUUGUAAAGUAA